Molecule: messenger RNA, 2172 nt
Organism: Zea mays
Lineage: Eukaryota; Viridiplantae; Streptophyta; Magnoliopsida; Poales; Poaceae
Exons: 7
Coding region: 202-2172 (656 amino acids)
Source: RefSeq, a predicted model, not a curated record
AUUGACCGGACGCGAACACUCGCGUUCUCUCGCGCGACCGGGCUAGCCGCUAGCCUCCCUCUGCUCCAUUCUCUCUCGCACGGUCCAGCCUCCCUGUGCUCCUCCAUCCCGUCGCGCCGUGAGGAGCUUUGCCGUCGUCCGUCGUCAGCAAGAUUUUGAGGAGAGAAGAACAAGAAUUUUGCAGCAAGACUUUGGCAGAAGAUGGAUAAGAAGCAACAAAUUUUAGUUUACACAGCUGCAUCCCAUAUGUUGCUUUCAAUGAUGGCCAUGGUUAUUCAAUCUAGAAAAAGAAAGCGUUGUGAAUCUGUAGAAACAAUUACAUAUGCUCCAAUUGAGGGGAGAGAUAGAAUGAGAAUUGAAUAUCUUAAUAAUAAGAUAUGGAAAAAUGAUGUAACUUGUGUUAGUAUGCUUAGACUCAAUAGAGCAUCCUUCUUCCGAUUUUGUAAAUUAUUUAGGGAUCGUGGCCUUUUGCAAGACACCAUACAUUUAUGUGUUGAGCAGCAGGUUGCGAUGUUUUUAAAUACUGUGGGCCACAAUAUUAGGAAUAGGUUAGUUGGCACCAAUUUUGAUAGGUCCGGUGAAACUGUUAGUCGCUAUUUCAACAAAGUACUUCACGCUAUUGGAGAGCUACGAAAGGAGUUUAUUAGGCCACCAUCUACAUCAACUCCAGCUAAAAUUGCAGGGAACCCAAGAUGGGAUCCUUACUUUAAGGAUUGUAUUGGUGCAAUAGAUGGCACACAUGUGCGAGCAUCUGUUCCUAAACACAUGGAGGCUUCCUUUCGUGGUAGAAAGAGUUAUGCUACUCAAAAUGUCAUGGCAGCAGUAGAUUUUAAUCUUCGAUUCACAUUUGUCUUGGCCGGUUGGGAGGGGACAGCUCAUGAUGCACUAGUGUUACGUGAUGCGUUAGAAAGAGACAAUGGUCUUCGUGUGCCUGAAGGCAAGUUCUACUUAGUCGAUGCCGGAUAUGGAGCCAAACCUGGAUUUAUGCCCCCUUUUCGUGGAGUACGAUACCACUUGAACGAGUGGGGAAAUAAUCCCGUGCAAAAUGAGAAAGAAUUAUUCAAUCAUAGACAUUCAUCUCUAAGAGUUUCAGUAGAGCGGGCAUUUGGUUCAUUGAAGAGAAGAUUUAAAAUUCUUGAUGAUGCUACACCAUUCUUCCCCUUCUCUACACAAGUAGAAGCUGUGGUUGCUUGUUGUAUUAUUCACAAUUGGGUUAUACAAGAUGGAGGUGACGACUUUAUCAUUCCUGAGAGUGAAGAAUUACCUACCAUUAAUCAUCAAACAUCUUCACAUGGACAAGCAAUAGAACAUGGCAUUAUGGAGACAAGUGGUGCAAAAGCUGGUGGUGGACUAUGUCAAUGGACACCAACUCAAUCCACAUUUGUUCUCACCUUUCUUAGCAACAUUGUUGCUGAUGGCACUAAAACCUCCACUGGCUUCAAGAAAGUUCAUCUCAAUGCUUGUGCUAAGGCUCUCAACGACCAUUUUAAGAUCAUAAGGACAGGCGAUCAAGUUGCUAAUCACUUGAAGACAUGGAAGAAGAAGUACAUUAGGAUCAACUACCUUAAGAAUUUGAGUGCUGCUCUUUGGGAUGAAAAUGAAUUCAUUGUUUCUCUUGAUCACGAGCACUACAAAGAACAUAUGGCGGACCCAAAAAACAAGGCUGAUGAUGAAUAUUUGAACAAGCAUCUUUCAUACUAUGGUUUUCUAGCUACAAUCUUUGGCAAUAGUGUUGCUACCGGUCAGUAUGCAAAGAGCUCUAAUGACCCACUUGGGAAUGAUGGGGUGAACAAUGGUGCUGAUGGCAAUGCAGAAAGUGGGGGGAUGAAUCAUGGGAUUGAUAAAAGUGUUGUCAAUGAUGAUGCAUCUUCAUCAGCUAAACCAGCUAAGAGAGCUAAGACUAUUGAUGAUAGCAGAAGAAAGACUGAUUGCUUGGUUGAAGCAUUUGAUCGUGGUAGCGAAAGGCUAACAAAGGCAAUUGAGAAAGCAAGCAAUGCUUUGCCAGAUGGUUUGUUUGAAGCGGUGGACAGUCUCCCAGGUUUUCAGCUUAACCACAAGUCUCGAUACUAUCAGUACUUGGUUAGGCAUCCUAAUGAUGCUCAUGCUUUCAUUAAUCUACCAUUCGAUUGGAAGUUAUCGUGGUUUUCAAAUUUCGUUGGUGAGAAUUUUUAG